ACGUGUCAUGCCAAAAAAUUCGACCGUUGUGAAGAAUCCUUCAAUUUCCUUCCCUAUCCCUCACUCUCUCUCUCCAGUUCAACAUCAUCGUCAUCUUUCUCCCUCUCUUUCUCUCUCUUAUUUCUCUCUCUAUCACGCAAAAAUGGCGAUUGCUGCGGAGAACCAGGCCGAGCAAAAGGCAUCUGAAGAGGUUCCUGCAGCCGAGAAGAAACGGUGGACUCUCAAUGACUUCGACAUCGGAAAACCUCUCGGCAGAGGAAAGUUUGGUCAUGUCUACUUAGCGAGAGAGAAGAGAAGCAAUCAUAUUGUGGCACUUAAAGUACUAUUCAAGAGCCAGCUGAAACAGUCUCAAGUGGAGCAUCAGAUACGGCGAGAAGUUGAAAUACAAAGUCAUCUUCGUCAUCCUAACAUACUACGUCUAUAUGGAUACUUCUACGAUCAGAAACGCGUGUAUUUGAUACUUGAAUAUGCACCCAAAGGGGAGCUGUACAAAGAGCUUCAAAAGUGCAAAUUUUUCAGUGAAAAGCGCGCAGCAACUUAUAUUGCAUCAUUAGCUCGGGCACUUAUUUACUGUCAUGGUAAACACGUGAUACACAGAGAUAUAAAGCCGGAGAACCUCCUAAUAGGUGCACAGGGAGAACUUAAAAUUGCAGACUUCGGUUGGGCAGUUCAUACAUUCAACCGCAGGAAGACAAUGUGUGGUACACUUGACUAUCUUCCUCCAGAGAUGGUCGAGAGUGUCGAACAUGAUGCAAGUGUCGACAUAUGGAGCCUCGGUGUCCUUUGUUACGAGUUUCUAUAUGGUUUUCCUCCUUUUGAGGCAAAGGAACAUUCAGACACAUAUAGGAGGAUUGUGCAAGUUGAUUUAAAAUUCCCCUCCAAACCCAUUGUAUCUUCAGCUGCAAAGGACCUUGUUAGUAAGAUGCUCGUUAAAGACUCGUCAGAACGUCUGCCAUUGCACAAGCUUCUGGAACAUCCAUGGAUUAUACAAAAUGUAGAUCCUUCAGGUCUUUACAAGUUCUGAUGUGAUCUUGGGGUCUAUAGUAGUGACACACCAAUAUAAUAUAACCAAGUACUUGUUGUAAAAUUGUCAUCCUAAGCAUUUUCCCAAGGAUGGCUAAUUCUGUAAAACAACCAUGCCCCCAAGUUUUAGAAGCUAUCUAUCUUCCUAGGGCUGUAGACUUUUCAAGUGAAUAUCGUUUGUCUCUAAAUUCAUUUAAUGUAGUUAUAAGAAUUUUUUACCCAAUGAUCACAGAUCUCUGUUCUUGGUUAUACUUAAAUAAAGGCAAAGGGUACUAAUUUAUAUAAUUAUAUCCUUUUCUAACAAAAA
Molecule: messenger RNA, 1330 nt
Organism: Beta vulgaris subsp. vulgaris (sugar beet)
Lineage: Eukaryota; Viridiplantae; Streptophyta; Magnoliopsida; Caryophyllales; Amaranthaceae
Product: serine/threonine-protein kinase Aurora-2
Exons: 9
Coding region: 8-1024 (338 amino acids)
Biological process (GO): mitotic spindle organization; protein phosphorylation; regulation of cytokinesis
Cellular component (GO): spindle pole centrosome; spindle midzone; chromosome passenger complex
Molecular function (GO): ATP binding; protein kinase activity
Source: RefSeq, a predicted model, not a curated record